Molecule: messenger RNA, 357 nt
Organism: Paraglomus brasilianum
Lineage: Eukaryota; Fungi; Glomeromycota; Glomeromycetes; Paraglomerales; Paraglomeraceae
Source: the annotation of a GenBank genome assembly
AUGACUACAACGGUCACAGCUGUUCCUGCCCUAGUAAAGCGAGAUUGCUCUGGCUUCUCCGUUAGUUAUCCAGCUGGCGGUGAAACAUUAAAGAAAGGUAGUAAUCAAAACGUCACUGUCCAAAUCGGCUCAUCUGGAGUUUAUGUGAUUACAACCGUCUCCCUAUACCAUGAUGAUAAUACUUUCGCUGGUUCAUUAUUUACAUCCGAAGCACCUGUGGAUGGCAAAAGCGAGAUUAGCGUAUGGUUUUAUUUAGACAGCGACUUUUCGCCUGGAGAAUAUUAUUACGGCGUAGAGGGAUUCUAUACUCCUACAUCAGCUUGCUAUACGUACAGUAAAUCCUUCAAUGUAAAAUGA